Messenger RNA from Papaver somniferum (opium poppy), 1752 nucleotides. Its product is annotated as B2 protein-like. The transcript has 6 exons. Bases 196 to 1224 code for a protein of 342 amino acids. The record is from RefSeq and is a predicted model, not a curated record. Gene Ontology annotation, biological process: response to endoplasmic reticulum stress. Lineage: Eukaryota; Viridiplantae; Streptophyta; Magnoliopsida; Ranunculales; Papaveraceae.
UUUUCAAUUCUCUCUAUCGUGCGAGUCUUCCAACUUCAUAGAGAGGAGGAGGAGAAGAGAAAAGAGAGGGGUUCUUCUAAGGAUCCCAAAAUCUAGAGUUUCAUCUUCACUCUCCAGAAGAUCUUUCCAUUAAUUUCGAUCUUUCAAAGAUUCACUUACACACCUCUAAUUUCUGUUUUGGCAAGAUUUUGGAAGAUGGACAGUCAACUAAGCUUUUGGCAAUUAGGGGAUGAGUUAAGAGGACAAACAACAAAAGUAUCUGAGGAUCAUCAGUGGUUUAUGGCAGCUUCUAAAUUAGCUGAACAGACAAGACUAAAAGGCGAGAGGAUGAAUAAUCUUGAUCUCUCAAAGGGAGCUGCAGAAGCAAGAACACGCCACAAAUUUGGGUUCCAGGAAGAUAGUAUUAACAAAUUUGAGAAUUUCAGCAAGUUUGAGAAUUUCAGUAAGUUUGAUAAUAUCAACAAGUAUGAGAAUUCGAACAAGUUUGAUAGUAUCAGCAAGUUUGAUAAUAUGAACUUCAAUAUGAUGAAUUUGGAUUCGAAAGCUACUGAGAAUGUUACCAAGGGAGCGUUCAGGAACGGGGUUUAUAAUGUGAAUGCGGCAAACCAGAAAGGAAAUGGUGGCAAUUACAAUAAUGUGAAUAUGAAUUUGCCAGUUUCGGGUAAGUUUAGUAACAAUAUCCAUAGUGUUAAAGAGUCCAGCAAAAACAACAACCACCACAACAACGUAAAUAUAUACAAUGACAAUACCAGUAACGUUGUUGAUAAGAGAUUUAAGACUCUGCCUUCAACUGAAACACUUCCACGCUAUGAGGUUCUCGGGGGUUACAUUUUCGUCUGCAACAAUGAUACGAUGCAAGAAGAUCUCAAGCGACAGCUCUUUGGCUUACCACCAAGGUACAGAGAUUCUGUUCGAGCAAUAACACCAGGGUUACCUUUGUUCCUCUACAACUACACAACUCACCAACUACAUGGGAUAUUUGAGGCAGUGAGUUUUGGAGGUUCUAACAUCGAUCCAACUGCUUGGGAAGAUAAGAAAUGUAAAGGUGAAUCAAGGUUCCCUGCCCAGGUAAGGAUCCGCAUUAGGAAAAUCUGCAAGGCCUUGGAGGAAGACUCUUUCAGGCCAGUUUUGCAUCACUAUGAUGGGCCAAAGUUUCGUCUCGAACUGUCCAUCCCUGAGACAUUGGCGUUACUCGACUUGUGUGAACAAGGUGGUAGCAUGUGAAUCUGACUGUUUGUAUUAACUGGGUACUUAAGUGUGUGUAAGAAGAUUGCCCAGCAGUAGUAGUAGUACUACUUAAAUGUAUUUGGGUGCAUUGUGAACCAUGUGAGUCAGCUGUGUUUCCUCAGAUUUUCCAUUAAAGCGUAAGCUUCGUAGCAAGUCUGGUUUUGUUGACCCGUCCCACUUGAAGGAGAAGUCCAUGUAUUUUGCAUGAUAGGUACUGAGAGGAAACCCUCGACAAUUACUCGGUAGUUAGUAUAUUAUAUAUAAAUGAUUAUAAAUCGUCAUAGUUUCAAACAGACUGUUAAGAGUUUGAAGCAAAAUACCAUGUGUAACAGCGAAGCCCAUGGAGUUGUUGUGUGUAUGUGUUUUUACUGUUUUUACUACUUAUCACCUUGUGGUACAGUCGUACAGAUGAGAAUAGAAAGGGACGUUAGUUUCUUUGUCAAAGGUUCUAUUGCUGUUAUAAUGCUCGUAUAUUUUCUGUUGCACCUUGCAACAACUUUAAUAUGAAAUUUAUCUUUUCUGUCA